CGACCUGCAGUAGUGAAGAGAGACAGGAGGCCUUAAAGCUUAUAAAUUUAUAGACGAUGAAAGCAGGUUUAUCAAAACGCACUUUCAUUUUAUAGACAGUAUUAUAGUCUUUCUCACGAUGAUUAUAGAGAAUGUGGAAGCCUUGAAGUCGUGGCUGGCAAAACUCCUGGAGCCAAUAUGUGAUGCUGACCCCUCUGCAUUAGCCAACUAUGUUGUGGCGCUUGUGAAGAAGGACAAACCGGAGAAGGAGCUAAAAGCACUCUGUGCUGAUCAGCUUGAUGUCUUCCUACAAAAAGAGACAAUAGGAUUUGUCGAUAAACUUUUUGAAUGUUUGACAACCAAGAACUACCUGGGAAAUCCUGCUGCCAAGGAAGCUCCUAAAGAGGAGAUAAAACCACCUGCAGUCAAAUCUGAUGUUGUGGAGGCUGAAACUCCAGAGGAGGAGAGAGAAAACAGGCGAAGGAGAAGUCCUCUGAGAAACCGCUCUGACUUCAACGAGUCCAGGAGCCGCGACGACAGGAGGCGAGAUGAGCGCAAGCGCCGUGACUUCGAUCGGCAUGGGAAAAGCGGUAGCGACUCCCACCGCGAGCGGGAGCGCCACGAGCGGCGCAGGGGCAGCCCCCGUGGGAGGAGCUACAGCCGCAGCCGGAGCCGCAGCCGGAGCAGGAGUGGCAGCCGAGGAAAGAGCAGGGACAGGGAGCACAGAGGAGGCAGAGACUUCAAGUCAAAGUUUGAGGUAGAAAGGAAGGAUACCGACGGCUACAACUCUUCCACCACAACCGGCUCCCAGCAGCAGCAGCAGCAGCAGCAGCAGCAGCAGCAGCAGCAGCAGCAGCAGCAGCAGCAGCACCCGUCGCCUCUCCUGCCCCUGCCCACACCUCCGCACCCCUUCUCCUCUUCGUCCUCUGCUGGAGUCUCAGGAGGCAUUCCUGUAGCAACACCGGCUCACAUGCCUGAUAGCACUACAGACAGCUGGUCUGGCUACUAUGGCGCACAGAGGCAAGAUAAUGUUGGCAAGCCAUUCAGCAACAAGACAGCGUCACUCAAACAGCGUUGCAGGGAUUACGAUGAAAAAGGAUUUUGUGUCCGUGGUGACCUUUGCCCAUUUGACCACGGCAAUGACCCUCUCAUCGUCGAUGAUGUCAAUCUACCAAGCAUGAUUCCGUUCCCGCCCCCACCUGUAAUGACUCCCGCCGGCCUGCCCAUGCCCCCGAUCACUGAGCCACCCCCUUCCCUCAGGAUACCUCCGAUGCCCCCGUACGGCCAGCCACCACCACCGGGUGUCUUCCCCAUGACUGGACCUCCACUGAUAGCAACCAGUGGAAUUGAUACCCCCAGCCACCAAUCGGCAAUCGCUUCUUCUCCUCCUAUUGGACCGCCUGGCGUAGGGAUGCCGCCUACUCUUCCUCCUCCUCCACCUCCUCCCUGCUCGUCUUCAUCUGUGUCACUUCGUCCCCAAUAUGUCCAGUCUGAAUAUAACUAUGAUCCAGAGGGCUAUAAUCCAGAAUCCCCAGGCCUGACGGCAGCAGGUCGUAACCAGUACCGUCAGUUCAUUCCCCGCGUGCAGACCCAGCGCUCCAACCUCAUCGGCCUCACCUCCAAUGAAGGACAAGGCUCCAGAGCUGCCAACAUAGUGAUCCAGACAGAGCCUGCCACUACAGCCAGCACUCCUGGAAGUAAUGUGUCCCGUUUCAACACGGAGCAGGACAAUAGGAAGAGAACCAUGGGAUCCACUACAGCCGAAGGACCAGCAGCUAAAAAACCCUGGAUGGAAAAGCCAAACUUCAACAACCAACAUAAGAGCAGUUUUCCCAAGAGGAAUCACUAUGUGAACACUAAGCUUGAGGUGCGCAAGAUCCCACGUGAGCUCAACAACAUCACCAAGCUCAAUGAGCACUUCAGCAAGUUUGGAACCAUCGUCAAUAUCCAGGUGGUGUUUGGCGGAGACCCAGAGGCAGCAUUGAUCCAGUACACAAAGAACGAAGAAGCCAGACGGGCCAUAUCCAGCACAGAGGCGGUCCUCAACAACCGCUUCAUCCGUGUGUACUGGCACCGCGAGCCCGGCACGAACACCGCAGGGCUUCAGCAGCAGGAGCAGAGCUCGGGGAGCCAGGUGACAGGUUCAGCGCCUAACCAGGGGCCGCAGCACAGCAACGUGCACAAGGGUAUCAAGCAGCACAAUCCAGCUGCCUACGUGUUGAACAAGACUGUGCCCAAGCAUCGCAUGCCAGCAGCAGCUGGGACCACAGCUACAACCAAGCCAGACAGCCUGAACCCGAACACAGACGCUGUCACUGGGGCGCCUGCACUGACAAACACCCAGAAGGGCCCCUACACUUCCACAGCGCUCAAGUCGUCCUCAAAGAGCCUUGGGAAAACGGGAAAAGCACUUGAAGCACAGGAAGUCCUAAAGAAGAAACAGGAGGCAUUAAAACUCCAGCAGGACAUGAGAAAGAAGAAGCAAGAGAUGUUAAAGACACAGAUUGAGUGUCAGAAGGCGUUGAUAAACCGUCUUGAGAAGAACCGAGGGAUGAAACCUGCGGAAAGAGACAACAUCAUGAAGACGCUGAAAGAGCUGACGGAAAAGAUCGCCCAGCUGCAGAAUGAAAUGAACCCUGCCUCCCAGGUCUCCAGUGCCAAACCCAACCACAACCAGACCAAGACCAAGACUGAUGCCCAGAAGGAACUACUGGAUGCUGAGCUGGACUUUCACAAGAAGAUGAGCUCUGGAGAGGACACAACAGACCUGAAGAGAAAACUAGGACAGCUACAGGUGGAGGCGACACGACUAGGUCUCAUUCGGCCCCCAGCGGGUCGAGGCCGGGGCCGAGGGAAGAUGGCGCUGGAGCCCGGCGCGAUGCAUGUCGGACGCGGCAGGGGCCGAAGCCGGGAGAUGAUGGCUCGCGGCGGGGCCGUGAACCGCAUGGUUGUAGACCACAGACCCAGAGCCUUGGCUAUCCUAGGUGUCACUCAGGAGGAGAAGGAAGAGUUAAUGCCGCACUUUGUGAAAUUUGGUGAGAUUGAGGAUCUUCGUGACCAGGACGCCAACAGUGUCGUCAUGACCUUUAAGACACGAAGCGAAGCAGAGAAUGCAGCCAACCAGGGAGCUAAGUUCAAAGGUCGAGUGCUGCAGAUUUCCUGGUACAAGCCCAAGACGCCUUCUGUCACAACAGAGCCAGAGGAGGAAGAGGCUAAAGACGAGGACAAUACGAAGGAAGCUAGCUCUUAUAUGCCUGGCGAGGAGGAGGAAGAAGAAGAGGAGGAGGAUGACGAUGAAGACGACGAGUAUGAGAGCCGAUCUUGGAGACGAUGAAGGCAUCGUGAUUCGUCAUCACCUGCUCUCCAGCAAAAUCAGUGGUUAUUUUUUUCCCGACGUGCGGAUAAAAUCAAUACAGCAGAACUCACUUUUUUUUUUUUUUUCCUUUUCAGUAUUUUCAAACUAAGUAAUUUUAAACUCUAAUCGAAGUAAAAAUGUCUUUACUUUAGUUGUACAUCAAAAGAGUUUUAGAGGAUCUGCAGUUUUUGUAUCCCUCAACUAAACAAAAUUAUUUAAAACAUCUCACUUUUGCUGAGAAAGAUAAAUGUUAAGUUGUUCUUAUAGAUAGAAAAACCUAUGUAAGUUUCAGUGUGCUUACCAGAUGAUUAAUAUCAGUAAUGCACAACAUUUGUGUCUACUGUGAAUAGGUAUUUUUAUACAUACUGUAUUUAAGCUCUUUUCUCACCAGUUUUUGAAAAAUCUUGUCCUCAGUGCAGGGACAACCAUUCCAUCACUAAUAGUACGUUCUCUGUUGCUACCAGAGAGAUAUUUAUUUAUUUUUCCACUGCAUAAAUACACUGUGUCGUACCGAUAUUGGCACAGUAUGGUAUUGUUUUCCAUUCACUCGCUCAGUUUGUUUUGGCAUGGGUAAGCCCAAAGUGGUAAAAGAUCCAAAUGUUUUUGGCAGUGGCUCUGUGUGCUGGCAUGAACACAUGCUAGUUCGUGCAUGUUGCACCCAUAAAUGAACACAGCCAAGCCUGCCCAGCACCCAAAGGUGCUGAUACUGUACCAUUACCAUAUUAGAGCCAGUGCAGGUACAGAAGGAUACCAGUGCAAUAGAAAAACCCAAAUAAAUGUUUACAAAUUGCCGUGUCCAUGCACGUCACAUACAGUCUUGUAGUAAAUAUUCAAAUUUUCCCCGCUUACAUUUUGUUGCUCGCUCAGUGACCAGUGCCACUCUGUAAAUAUAAACACUCAGACGGGUGUUCUACAUUUUCUAAGAGUGUGUGACAUUUUUCACUUGUUUUAUUCUGUCUCCUGGUCAUCCAAAGGGCCUGACAGGACAAGGAUCAGAUCACCCAUUUUCAAAAAUGUGAGAUCCAUAGACAGGUGUUUGAAUGUAAUACUGAACAGUUGAUUUUAAUAUAUAUAUAUAUAUAAUUUGCCUUACACAAUCAGCGAAUGGCUGAAUUUUUACAAGAUUUGUGAUUUACUUUUGUAAAUUUUGUAAAUGCUUGAAAGAGAAAUUACUGUUGUACUUUUUUUGUUGUUUUUUUGAGUUUUGUUUUUUUGUCAUUUUAAAUGAAUGACAAGAUUGUGUCAGGUAGAAAAGGUCAAGCAAGAGUGCUUAGCGUCUCUGCUUAUUCGCAAGAACUGUGCAUUUUUGUUAAAACCAGUCCACAUUGUUAUUUCACUAAAUUUGUCAUUUAAGUAGCUCAUUUCGUUUAAGGAAACAGUCAGAGCUGCGCAAAACAAAGGCACUGGGAGUCAUGCACCUCAAGAUAUUAUUUGCGCAUUAGUGCAGCUUUGCCUGCACCUAAAUAUUGUCAGACAGUGCUCUAAAUCCACUCUACAAAUGCAAGCAUCUGCUUCCACAAUGUGCACCUUUCACGACGAUAUUUUUUUGUGUUUUGCCUUCUUUACAUACUGUAUACUGUAUUUUAGAAUCCUCAAGGUGGGAGGAAUGAAAUUCAUUAAAAGUCAUAUGGAAAUGUACUAGAUGCAAAAUGAUACAUUUUUGACAGUUAAAAUUUGUAUAUUUGUUGCUGUCCUUAAACAAAUAACUGUUUACAUGCACCUAAUGAAAUGUUGUUAGAUGUAUGCUCAUCAUUAUUCAACUAAACUGAUCACAUCCAGUAACAUAACUAGUCUGAAUAACACCAAAACCAAGGAGAGACGUUAACUUAUUAGUUAACUGUAGCAGUCUCACUACUUUAUACAAAUCUGCAUGUAAAUAUACAUCUACUCACUGUAUUUACAUCUGCAUACAUGUAAAUACUGUGAGUAGCAAUGAAAUGAGAAAAAUGCUCAUAGAGGUGCAACAGAAUUCGUCUCAUUUGUUCCUUAAUGUGCUCAUGUGAAAGGGUGCCGAACUAUUUCCUCCCACCUACAAUGUUAGUUGCGCUCUUGUUUGGAUUGCAUAUCUCACUGUUGACUGAUAACUGAGAAGCCUCCUGCCAGUGACCUCAUUGUCUCAUUCAAACCUUUGCAUUCAUGUUUUUGUCUCCACCAUCACUGUGCCAGUCACAGUGACGUUCAGGUGUGCGAUGGAAAGCUGAAGCUUUUUCUUUUGGCACCUUGUACUUUAAUGAUUUACUCGUGUGAUUCUUUUUUUUUUUUUAAUGAGGUCAUUGGCAGUUUUAAAGGACAAACCUAUACUGGCAGGGUUCUUGCUUGUUUAAGUGAGGAUUCAGAGAAGGUCUCUCUCCCACUUUUUGUACUAUCUUCUGUAUGCUACUAUCACAAUAGUGUAAAAAAAAAUGUAAAAUGUUUAUUGAUAAUAGUUUUGGAUUUGUUACUGUUUAUAUUUGCAGGAUGUGGAUGUAUUUUCUUCAUGUAUUAUGUUUGUAAAAAAUGGAUUUCUAAUUUACUAGCAUGUUUGCUUUUGCCAAUAAAGAUGGAGGAAUGGGGUGCUUGUAAGAAGAUGAGAGAAAAAAGAAAAAAAUACAAGUAAAAAAAAAAAAACUAUUUUAAUUGGAGAGAAAAAAAAAUAACAAAACAAAAAACAUUUUGAGUUAAAGAAAGAAAAUUGACCCAAAAAGAAGUCAACAUUGGCAAGGGGGAAAAAUGCAAGCAAAAGCAUUCCAGAAAAUAUUACCUUUAA
Molecule: messenger RNA, 6080 nt
Organism: Thunnus maccoyii (southern bluefin tuna)
Lineage: Eukaryota; Metazoa; Chordata; Actinopteri; Scombriformes; Scombridae
Gene: rbm27
Product: RNA binding motif protein 27
Exons: 21
Coding region: 119-3313 (1064 amino acids)
Biological process (GO): mRNA processing
Cellular component (GO): nucleus
Molecular function (GO): RNA binding; metal ion binding
Source: RefSeq, a predicted model, not a curated record